Messenger RNA from Vanessa tameamea, 888 nucleotides. Its product is annotated as intraflagellar transport protein 20 homolog. Gene Ontology annotation, cellular component: intraciliary transport particle B; cilium; centrosome. The transcript has 3 exons. NCBI's taxonomy places the organism in Eukaryota, Metazoa, Arthropoda, Insecta, Lepidoptera, Nymphalidae. The record is from RefSeq and is a predicted model, not a curated record. Gene Ontology annotation, biological process: centrosome localization; protein localization to cilium; intraciliary transport. Bases 298 to 693 code for a protein of 131 amino acids.
UAUUGCCAAUGUUUAAAUUAUAAGUAUUUAGGAUUAUUAAAUACACAAAUACGCAACAACGUUAUUCAUGACAUUAAUUGGUUUUCAAUAAUAUUAAGCAUUCAGUGAUACUUCCAGCGUGUAGCUAAGGCCUAAUAAAGCCAAUCCUGCUACGUUGUAUAAAUCAUGGUUUCUAGGCAACACAUUUUUAAACAAUAAGUAUCUAAACUAAAUAUUGCAUCAAACACCUUUUCAGAUUUUCAUAAGAAUAUACAAUCAUCUCUAUCGUUAUUUAACAAGGUUUAGUAUCUUAGUAUAAUGGCCGAUGAACUAGAAAAAGUUCACCUACAUUACGAUGAUAUUAAUAAAAUCAGAGUUAUUGAUAGUACAGUUCUUAAAGAAACCGAAGAUUUGAAGAAUUCAUGCAAGGAUUAUGACACAAAAGUACAAGACUUCGGGAAUAUAAUUACUUCUUUACUAAAUAUGUUGAAGGAGCUUGGUGAUAAUGUUGAGAGGCAAAAAAUGGCUGCAAUAGGAGCUACAAAUCUUCUUAAAUCUAUUGCAAAAGAUAGAGAAAGUGAGCAAGCAAAACUACAAUCAGAAAUAAAUGAUAAAUCUAUGAUUUUGGAACAGCUGGACUCGGAGUAUGAUGCCCUUCAAAUCUUAGAAGCUACUCAGACAGAAACAAUUGAAUAUCUGACACAACUUAGAUAAAUCUGCAUCUGCAUCUCACACAACUUUGGAAUAUUUAGUUCUAACACUUAAAUCACUUACAUUUGUCGUUGAAUAAGUAAUACAAAUAUUUGGUCUGUAAAAAUGUAUUUUUUAUUUUUUUAAUUGAUUCACACAUGAAAGAACAGCCUGUAGACCAAACUGCUGCUUGUUGAUUUAUAAAUGUCUGUUCAAUUG